This is a messenger RNA of Danaus chrysippus (African queen), 300 nucleotides long. The record is from the annotation of a GenBank genome assembly. Lineage: Eukaryota; Metazoa; Arthropoda; Insecta; Lepidoptera; Nymphalidae.
AUGGCGUCGCGAAUGUUGUUCUUGAGGUGUGCUAUGGUCCGUGGUCGAUCGACAAAACCAGGGAAAUGUGGAAAAUCGAAUUACGGCCAGGAACGAGUCUGUGAGGUGGAAUUUCAAACCGAGCGCGAGAGCGAGCGACCGUUAGAAAAGAGGCUCUCAACUGCGAAGGCCCGCUGCUCUCUAAACCAGAGUAUGAUGGCAGCUGACUGGAGGGAGAAACAAACUUGGGAACUUCCCCCUCCAGAUGCACCCUCUCUGGCCCCUCUACCCGCCCAACUCACCGCGCGGGAUUUUUUUUAA